Molecule: messenger RNA, 5499 nt
Organism: Plutella xylostella (diamondback moth)
Lineage: Eukaryota; Metazoa; Arthropoda; Insecta; Lepidoptera; Plutellidae
Gene: TppII
Product: Tripeptidyl-peptidase II
Biological process (GO): proteolysis
Cellular component (GO): cytosol
Molecular function (GO): tripeptidyl-peptidase activity; serine-type endopeptidase activity
Source: RefSeq, a predicted model, not a curated record
CUUAAUUUCAUACACUUACAUUGCCUAGCGAGAGGUUGUGAAGGUGGUAAAGGCCCCAUCCGGGAAUACCUAUACCGGCAGUGAUGAUGAAGAAACUUGGCAGGAUUUCGUACCACAUUUCAAUUUACAAAAACCCACAAAAAUAUUGCGGUAAUAAUUUGGUACGCUUUUUGACAGCUGACUGUGUGUUCCCAGUGAUUGAAGAAAAAAAGUACCAAAACGGCAAGUCAUCAAAGAUGGCAGACGUCCCCAUCGACUGUGAUUUUCCCGUCUGGGGAUUAAUGCCGAAAAAAGAAACAGGGGUGGUCUCUUUCUUGAAUAAAAACCCAAACUUUGAUGGUAGAGGCACCGUCAUUGCAAUUCUGGACUCUGGAGUCGAUCCGGCUGCCGACGGGCUCAAGUUGACGAGCACAGGGGAGACGAAGGUGAUCGAGAGGUUCGACUGCAGCGGUUGCGGCGAUGUGGACACCAGCACGGUUAUCACUAAAGUUGUUGACGGCUGCAUUACCGGUCUCACUGGUCGCCAGCUGACGAUUCCAGAGUCAUGGAAGAACCCAAGCGGAGAGUGGCGCGUGGGAGUGCUGUACCCAUACAGCCUGUACCCCGGCAAGCUCAAGGAGCGCGUGCAGGAGCACCGUAAGACACACAGCUGGGAUGUCGGGCAUAAGCCCGCCUUCGCUGCCGCUAACAAAGCACUGCAGGACUUUGAGACUGAAAAUGCCUCGUCCCCGGGCCCGCUGUCCCCGGAGCUCAAGCUGCAGCGCGAGGAGCUGGAGGCGCGCGUGGAGGCGCUGCAGGCCGCCAACAGGAAGCACAGCGACGUGGGGCCCGCGUGCGACGCCGUGCUGUUCCAUGACGGCGCGGUGUGGAGAGCCUGCAUAGACACAUCAGAGACCGGCGAUUUAUCCUCCGGGCCUCUUCUGGGUGAAUACAGCGUGACUCACGAGCACACUCACUUGACGCCGCUCGACGAGAUGACUGUCAGCAUCAACGUGCACAAUGAGGGGAAUGUGCUGGAGGUUGUGGGGAUGUGCUCGACACACGGCACGCACGUGGCGGCCAUCUCUGCCGGUUAUUUCCCGGAGGAGCCGGACCGGAACGGAGUCGCGCCCGGAGCCAAGAUCAUCUCGCUCACUAUCGGAGACAGUCGCCUAGGCUCCAUGGAGACGGGCACUGCGCUAGUGCGGGCCUGCAUCAAGCUGAUGCAGCUCAGCAAGGAGCAGACAGUGCACGUGGUCAACAUGAGCUACGGAGAACACGCGCACUGGAGCAACGCGGGUCGCGUCGGCUCGCUAAUCUGCGAGGUGGUGGCGCGCUACGGCGUGUGCUGGGUGGUGUCCGCCGGGAACCACGGGCCCGCGCUGUGCACCGUGGGAGCCCCUCCGGACGUGCACCAGGCUACCCUUAUAGGUGUUGGCGCCUACGUGUCCCCCGAGAUGAUGUCAGCGGCCUACUCCAUGCGCGCGCGCUCCGGGGGCGGCCUGUUCUCCUGGUCCUCUCGGGGGCCAUGCGCGGACGGGGCCGCGGGGGUCAGCGUGUGCGCCCCCGGGGCCGCUGUCGCGCCCGUCGCCAGGUUCACCCUGCGGAACUCGCAGCUGAUGAACGGCACUUCGAUGGCCGCCCCUCACGUGGCUGGCGCUACAGCGGCGCUAAUAUCGGGUCUCAAGGCAAAGGGUCUGAAAUACUCUCCAUUCUCCGUAAAACGAGCCUUAGAGAAUUCCGCCACUUACUUGAGCCAUGUGGAGCCGUGGGCGCAGGGAUGUGGGCUGCUCAAUAUAGAGAAGGCAUUCGACAUCCUAACAACGCACCACGACGCCCCCGAGCGUGACGUCACAUUCACCAUCGAGUGCGGCGCCUCGCGAGGCAAGGGCGUGCUGCUGAGGCCGAGGCAAGGAGACACGCACACAGACGUGGCCGUGAGCAUCGAGCCCGCCUUCCUGCACCACUGUAGCGAUACUGACGACCUCCAAACGCUGCGCGCCCAGAUCUCCUUCGGUCUACGCCUAACCCUCGCCAACUCGGCGCCGUGGAUAUCGGCCCCCACGCACCUGGACAUGAUGAAUGCUAACAGGCCUAUCUCCAUCCGGGUAGAUACGGCUGCACUGCCGCCGGGGCCGCACUUCUCUAGCAUAGACGCCUACGACGUGACCUGCAUAGAAAAGGGCCCGGUGUUCCGGAUCCCAGUGACCGUGUUCCAACCGGAGCCCCUAGACCCGGCCACCCCGGUCAUCAGCUGUGACGCCGAGUUCCGCCCGUCCAGCAUACGGAGACACCUGCUGGUGCCGCCGCCGGGCACCACGUGGGGCGUGCUGAGGAUCAGCUCCAGGGAUCAGAAUACGCAGGGCAGAUACCUGGUGCACACGAUGCAAAUGCUGCCCCAGUCCAGCUGCCGCUCGCACGAGACGCAGAAGAUGCUGAGCGUGACGACGGACGCGCCCGCCGCGCUGCCCUUCAGGGUUGUGGAAGGCGUAACCCUCGAAAUCGCCAUCGCCAAGUACUGGGCGAACAUGGGCUCGCACCGCAUCAGCUACUCCAUCGAGCUAUUCGGCCUCAAACCCUCGUGCGGGCGGCGCGCGGUGGCGCUGGGCGCGGGCGGGCUCAGCCGCCUGCUGCUCGCCGCGCACCGGCAGCAGGACUGCCAGCCGCACGCGCAGCUCAAGCACGCGGAGCUGCCCCAGAGGCCUACAGAGUCGAAAAUAACCCCGCUGACGUCCAGAGACAUCGUGCCUCCGAACAGACAGAUCUACCAACUCGUCAACACCUAUACCUUCCACUUAGCUAAAGGAACAGAGGUGACUCCGAUAGUGUCUCUGCUGUCGGACAUGCUGUACGAGUCGGAGUUCGAGUCCCAGAUGUGGAUGUUGUACAACAGCUGCAAGCAACUCAUGGCCGUCGGCGAUGCUUAUCCGAGCAAGUACUCCGUGAAACUAGACAAAGGCGACUACACACUCCGUCUGAACGUGCGGCACGAGAGCAAGCAGGUGCUGGAGCUGAUCGCGGAGCUGGCCGUGCUGCUGCAGCAGAGACUGCCGCAGCCGCUCACCGCCGACCUGUACUGCACCCGGCACGAGGCGUUGACUGGCGGCAAGAAGUUCAACUCCGCCACCGUCCCGACCGGCGGGAUCCUGCCGCUCUACCUCAGCUCCAUACCGUCUGACAAAAUAAGCCGCUCCAAUCUGACCGUCGGGCAAACCCUAACAGGCACAAUAACCUUCACUAAGGACGAACUAGGUCGCAAAGUCGACACAUACGAGCUGGUGUACGUAGUGCCAGAACCGCCCAAGAGGAAUAACAAUAAUAACAAGGAGAAGGAGAAGGGCAACCCGUACGAGGAGUAUCUGAACGCGAUGAAGGACUUCAAGACUAACUGGAUGGGGAAACUUGAAGGCGACAAGUUAGAACAAGUGUACGAGGAAGUGCAAGAGCUGUUCCCCGGCUACCUCGGCGCGCACGUCGCGUACCUACACGCCGUGGACUCUCCUACUGACGCCGCCAAACUACCUCACGCGGAGCAGGCGCCGGACGUGACGACGGCGUGGUGCGAACAACUCAUCACUAUUUCUGAUAAGGUUAUAAAGGCAAUAGAUCAAGACAAGCUGUUAGCGUAUCUAGGAAUCAAGAAUGACACGCGUAGUGACGCUAAUAAAAUCAAAGUAGAACAAGAGAAGCAACGCGGCUACCUCAUAGACGCGCUGUGUCGGAAGGGGACGGCGCUAUGUCGCCUGCUCGCUCUGGCUGAUAACGCCGCGGCAAAGGAGAAACUGAUGUCGUCACUCAAGGACAACAUGGCCGACUUGCUCAAGUUCACUGACCUCACUGAUGCUAAGGCGAUCCACUACGGCGUGUGGCACUGCUUCGCUCUCAAGCACUGGGGUCGCGCCAUCAAACUCCUCACCAAGAUACAAGAAGACAAGCCCUCCAAGGAGGUUGAAGAGCGACUGCUAGAGGCCUACAAACAACUGCAGUGGGAACACCUAGUGAAAUAUACCACUAGUGCGAUGCCGACCAAGUAUCCAACCACCUAUAGGCCGUUCUAGCUUGAAAGCUUCAGGGUGAAGCGGCGGAGAACAGGUUUUAAGGAAUGAUGUUUUGUUCUGAGGGCUGAGUGUGGUUUGGUUUGUUAUGUUGUGCCGUGAAUAGACCCCGUCGCGUAGUGUGUUAAACUCUGACUAAUGAGAAGUAUUGUUGUCUAAAGUUUGUUGUAUAAAUAUACUUAUGCGUAAGAGUUAUUUGUGAAGUACAAACACAAGUAUUUACAGAAGUUUAUAAACAAUCAAUCAUUCUGAGGAAUCUGUUGAACCGCUGAUGCGAGUAGGUUUAAGACUAGGAAAAUAUUAUGUAAACGCAUUUUUAUUUUUUUACUCUAGGCUUUUAGUAACAAGGUCUACAAAUGAAAAUCGUUGCAUUUGAAUUUUAGUCAAGGUUGUUACUUUCAUGGUGCUCAGUUCGUGCUGAUCUUUUUUUUCCUACCACCGAUGCUUUUGGUGUUAACAGUCAUUUAAAUUGUAAUGUUUUUACCGAUGAAAUAAGUUUUAAGUUGCAUUCUCAGUUUUCAGUACGUUUGUAUACAGGAUGUUGCAAAAAUGAAAAGUUGAUUGGAAUGACCCCCUGGGUCAGCUUACUAUAAUUACCACUUUUGCAAGUACCCUGUAUGAUAAACGACCAUUCAGAACUCACCAGUAUUUCCAUACCCGAUUUCAGCUUUGUAUUAAAUUUGUAGUAAUAAUCUUUUAUUUUAGACUCUUGAAAUUAUAUUGUGUUUGAAAUGCUUUUUAUCCAUAAAUAAAUUAAAUAAUUAUGUGACAAUGUUUUGUAGCAAGAUGGAUUAAAAUUGUAAUGGUUCAAAUCGCGGGCGAUUGUAAUUAACUAUUUUAUUAUCAUUCUGUAUAAUCUACCAAAUGUAAUUAUAUUUAUACAAGUUAUGCCUUUUGGGUGCUAAAUGAUCUCCUUACUAAAGCAUCUCGUAAUAUAUGCCAGACAUUUUUAUAUGAGUAAGUUUUUAUCAUAAUAUAAGGUUAAUGCUACUUACAUUUGGUAGAUUUAUGGCCAAUUGUGAACCGUCCACAUCUAAAUCUGACCAUGUUAAAUACGUACACUUGGAUCAUAAGGUACAUACUUACGUACAUCUAUAAGCUAAAUAAUGAAACUGCAUGUAAACUUAUCUGCCCCACUUUAUCGACGUCGAUAAAGGACACGUGCCGCGAGGCCUGGUGACAGUUGAAGGAAACAAGAUAAAAUUUUGGACAAGACAGUAUUCACUAUACCUUUAGUUCAACUGUCAAAGGAAUGCAUAAAGCAAUACAAUAGCAACCCACAAGUUAGAAAUAUUAACAUAAAUGGUUUAUAUUUGGUUUAUUAAUAAUUAUGCAUUUCUUUAACACUUUGAAAUACUGCUUUUGUAAAUGGUUCUCAUUAUAAAUAUUGUAAUAGCUUCGUGAAUUUGACAUAGACAAUUUUGUUGAUAAGUAUAAUGAAAUAAAUGAAAUAUUAUUUGACUAA